AUUUGCGCGCUGACGAGUAUUGUUGAUACCUGUGCACGAAAAGAAAAAGAAAUUUGCUUUUGGAAAGUUUGUUUGUAUUAUCGCAGCUGUAACACGUCCGCGAUCCUCCCGGAAUCGGAAAUAAGGCGAAAAUGAAAGUCCUGCCCCAGCAUCUGGCCGCACCAAUAUUCGCAAAAUGAAACGACAGCGGGUCAAAGCUGGACCGAGCAGCAGUCAUGUUUACGUGGAGGAACCGUACAUGAGUGAGGGAUAUGAAUUCCCACUGGCUCAACACAAAGCGGCACCCAUAGAGCGAUGGCUGGAGGCGCAAAUCCUUCCAGGUGAUACGCUGCAAGCGAUCGCGCUGAGAUUCAACUGUUCGAUACCUCAAUUGAAGAAGUUGAACAAAAUAGACAAGGACAACGAAAUCUAUGCACGAAACGUGAUUCGCGUUCCGGUGACCCCACACUCAAUCCUGCUGGAAACCCUACCGCGCGUGCACACGAGCGGGAACAGCAGCCCCAAAAACAUCACAACCACACCGCCGAGUGUAAGCCAUGUUGCGGUGGAAGCGAAAGCCACCCUGGACGAGAAGCUGAUUCUUGCCGCCGUAAGCAACGCCUCGAUUCAGCCGAGCAGCAGCGCUGCCACGCAGUUUCCUAGAAAGUCUUCCGGAAAACACAGGGACCGUGCCGACCGGUCGAGUGAAAUCGCGCUCGACGAUCUGCACGGCGACGAGGAUGUGGGAUUAAGCGAGCCGCUGCUGCUGAGCGGCGAGUAUGACGAUAGCUUUCCGCAGCCGCGGCCACUGCGGCUGCCGGCAAAUGACUUUUCAUGCAAUGGGAGCGAUUGUGAUAUAUCCUGGAUUUGUUUGCUCGUCUUUAUCCUGGCGCUUUGCUUCGCAAUUCCACUUAUUUAUGUAGUGUAUGUGGCGGAACACAUAGAAAAAUAUCAUCACGAUAGUUUUAAUGUUAACCACAGCGCGAAACUGUGACCACGGGGAAGGCAUUGUGUAACGAUUAUAUAUAUAUAUUUACAUACACUUGUUAUGUUAGUGUCCUUUUCCGUAAACUGUAUUCUGUAUUACGUUUUUCGUGGAGGUACGGCGACUAACUGAAGGAUUAUGAGCGGCGAGCGGUGUCAAACAUCUGUAAAAAGAGUGCCUUUUACAUCUGUUGAUUAGCUCUUUAAAUAAAAUGAUAUUUUCUCCGGCAAACCAAUCUGAUAGCCGUUCAAAUA
Molecule: messenger RNA, 1218 nt
Organism: Anopheles coluzzii
Lineage: Eukaryota; Metazoa; Arthropoda; Insecta; Diptera; Culicidae
Product: lysM and putative peptidoglycan-binding domain-containing protein 3
Exons: 3
Coding region: 176-973 (265 amino acids)
Source: RefSeq, a predicted model, not a curated record